Messenger RNA from Ceutorhynchus assimilis (cabbage seed weevil), 6114 nucleotides. NCBI's taxonomy places the organism in Eukaryota, Metazoa, Arthropoda, Insecta, Coleoptera, Curculionidae. The record is from the annotation of a GenBank genome assembly.
GAAGAGGUCGUCCGUGUCUCUCUUGUCUUGCGUGAGCUCGAACUUCGUUGUUUUUUUUUGUACGUUUACGGUCUAUAAGAAUAUUUUCUUCGCCGCGAUUUUUUGAAAAUCUCAAAUUCAUUGACAGAACAAUUUUUAUGUGAUGAGACUUAAGUGACUGAAUAGUGACUCCCGAAAGGAUAUUUUCAUAAUAAAGUUACGUACUAGGGUAGUAGAGAACUGGAUGGUGGAUGUUCCCGAUGUUGUUGAAUCCGCCCCGCGGAUACUGUUAUUACCAAAGUGAUAAUGUGCAGUGUGGUGUGGCGGCGGUGGUGUAGCAGGAGCAUGACCCAUGGAUAUUUUUUGUUGCUGUUUUUCCUGCUCAGUGUUUUGAAGACAACUUAUGGCGUCGGAAUCUUCGAACUCCAAGUUUUGGAAAUGUCAAAUCCACGCAGCGAACUAUCCACAGGACAGUGUUGCGGAGGAGGCCAACACAAUCCGAUCACGAAUCGCUGUUCCACGCCCUGCCAGACGUUCUUCCGGCUAUGUCUGAAGGAGUACCAGAGCAACGUUACCAGUACAGGAACGUGUUCCUUCGGGAACACGUCCAGCCAGGUGUUGGGACGCGAUAUUUUCACUAUUGCCGAUCCGGAACGGGGACGAAUGGUUUUACCGUUUACUUUUCGAUGGACGAGAUCUUUCACUCUCAUCCUUCAGGCUGUGGAUCAUAAUAACUUCUCAAUACCUGCUUCUAACGACAUUAUUGAAGAGGCAACCUACUCGGGAAUAAUUGACCCCAGUCCCGAGUGGCACACGUUGAACCAUAGGGGUCCUCAUGCGCACCUAACGUACAGGGUGCGAGUAAAAUGUGAUAUUCACUACUACAAUUCUACUUGUACAAAAUUCUGUAGGCCCAGAGACGACAAGUUCGGCCAUUUUAUCUGUGAUUCUAAUGGUGAUAAAGAGUGUAUAGAAGGUUGGAGAGGAAAUAAUAUUUGUGAUAUAGCUGUAUGUAAAGCUGGAUGUCAUCCGCUUCAUGGAAAAUGUGAUUUUCCCGGAGAAUGCAAUUGUCGACCAGGAUGGCGUGGAGACUUUUGCGACCUAUGCGAACCAUAUCCAGGAUGUAAACACGGGUACUGCAAUGGUUCUUCCUGGCAGUGUAUAUGCGACACCAACUGGGGUGGUAUUCUUUGUGAUCAAGAUUUAAACUAUUGCGGCACCCACGAACCGUGUCUCAACGGCGGUACCUGCGAGAACACUGCACCGGACAACUAUUUGUGUACUUGUCCCGAGGGUUUUUCGGGAGCUAACUGCGAAGUCGUCGACAACCCUUGCGCCACAGCACCUUGUCUUCAUGGCGGCUCUUGUAUGGAAACUGGAGGAUCUUUUAGCUGCGAAUGUUCUGCUGGUUGGACUGGACUUACUUGUAAUAUCGAUAUCGAUGAAUGUGCAUCUGCGCCGUGUCAGAAUGGGGGCACUUGUGUAGAUUUGGAGGACGCUUUUAGAUGCGACUGUCCAACGGCUUGGGAAGGUGAUCUUUGUCAGUUUGAUGCUGACGAGUGCCAGCUUCAAAGUCCUUGCAUCAACGCCAUGUCCUGUACCAACUUAGUUGGUGACUACCAUUGCAAAUGUAGAGUAGGGUGGAUGGGCAAAAAUUGCGACCAAAAUAUCAACGAUUGCGUGGGACAGUGCCAACACGGAGCUACUUGUAUCGAUUUGGUCAACGAUUACCAUUGCGCUUGUCAACCUGGUUUUACUGGAAGGGACUGCCAUACCGACAUCGACGAAUGCGCGUCGAAUCCUUGCAAAAAUGGCGGAGAAUGCGUAGACCAAGUCAACGGUUACAGAUGUAUAUGUCCGGUCGGGAUUACAGGCCACGAAUGUGAGAACGACUACGACCAUUGCAAUCCGGAUCCGUGCCAGAAUGGUGCUCCGUGUUUUAAAGCACAGAACGACUACUAUUGUCAUUGUCCUGAAGGUUGGCAAGGGAAGAAUUGCAGCAUAGCGAAAAUCGUUUGUGAGAAUCCUCCUUGUGAAAAUGGAUUCCACAGCUGCGUGGUUGUAUCUGUUGGAGGUAGUCGAAGUUCACCACCAAGCUUGUGUGGGGAACAUGGACACUGCGUUAACCAAGCUGGAAUCGGUUAUAAGUGCCAAUGUCAACCUGGAUAUACUGGAAAGUACUGCCAUGAGAACAUUAACGACUGCAAAAUCAACCCAUGCGAAAACGGUGGCACUUGUGUCGACAAAGUAAACUCAUUCCAAUGUAUAUGCAAUGAAGGCUGGGAAGGAGCUUUAUGCAGCAUAAACACGGACGACUGUUCGCCUACACCCUGCCGGAACAACGGAACCUGCAUCGAUGGCUUGGCCGAUUUCGAAUGCGGCUGCAAGAACGGCUGGAAAGGCAAAACUUGCACAUUGAGAGACAGCCACUGCGAUCAUACAACUUGUAAGAACGGUGGCACUUGUCAAGAUAUGGGAAAUAACUUUGUUUGUCGGUGUCCUCCAGGUUGGGAAGGUACCACUUGCCAUAUAUCCAAGCAGACUGCGUGUACUUCGAAUCCAUGCUUAAAUGGAGGAACCUGUGUCAACACUGGCGACUAUUACCAAUGCAUUUGUCGCGAUGGGUUCGAAGGCAACCACUGUCAAGAUGACGUCAACGACUGCAGUCCGCAACCGUGCUACAAUGGAGGUAAAUGUAUCGAUGGGGUCAACUGGUUCUUGUGCGAAUGCGCCAACGGCUUCACCGGACCAGAUUGUAGAAUAAAUGUCAACGAUUGUGCUUCGAAUCCUUGUGGAUAUGGAGCUACUUGCAUGGAUGGUAUUGGAGAUUAUCAAUGUAUUUGUCCGCCUGGGAGAAGAGGGAGAAAUUGCAAUAUGGAUGAUAUAGCCUAUCUACCAACUCCAGGAAGUUGCAUCUGGAACACUCACACCUUAGAAAACAACGUAACGUGGCAGCACGAGUGCAACACUUGCAAAUGCAACAGUGGAAUGGUAAAGUGCACCAAAAUAUGGUGCGGCCUUGGAAACUGCAGAACCACAAAUCAGCCUCACAGUACCAUGUGCAAUCUUAAUCAAGUUUGUGUGCCUUCGGGUGCUGAAACUUGUUUGUCGCCUCCAUGUCUGCCUUACGGAGAAUGUAGAGAGUUGGAAAGUGGUAGAAGAGUUAAACCUCCAUUACUACCCAGUCCAAGUUCUUGUUGGCCGAAUCAAGCUACAUUGAGCAAUAGUUGUGCCAGACUGACAUUGCUAUUGGAUAAAGCAAAGCUGCCUCAGGGUACUACUGUGGAAGGGCUUUGUGGUGACCUGAGAGGACUUUUAGCUAACCAACAAGCAAUAGAAGGACUUCAAGAUAAUCUAGUGCUUUUGUGUGAUUUGAAGACAGAUUAUAAUGACACUGUUGAAGUGACUUUGUAUGGCAACCAGUGGGUCCUAGAUGGAAUCCGCGUGGUAGGUGAAGCAGUUUCGAGAAAGCAAACUUCCCUGUUAGCCCUAGCUUCAAUUGUUGAAGUUAAAGUUGAAACUGCUUUGGUAUCUGGCGAACAGCAGAGCAAUAAGUUGCUGGUGGCAUUAGUUUGCUUUAUAAUAAUUGGACUGGCUACGGCAGUACUUGCUGGUGUGCUUUAUUUGAGACAAAGAAGAAGGAAUUUGGGUAUGAGCGGUAUGAAUUUGUCACCAUCGUCGGAGACUUGCCACAGGAACCAUGAAGAUGAAAAGUCGAAUAAUUUACAGAAUGAAGAAAAUCUAAGAAGAUACGCAAAUCCCUUAAAAGAAGACGUCGGCAGUAUGGCCAGCAUAAAUUCAGCAGGAGCCUGCGGUUUGGACAUGCCAAGGGUAAGCGUAGUACGUCCUCUAUCCUCCAUGUUGCCCACAGAAGGUUCUAGCGAAAUGCUAGAAAUGAUCUCCGAAGUGGAGUGUCCAGGCUCCCGCAAAACCUUGUUGGUUCUUCCAGGAACAAGUGCGUCAGAAAACUCUCUAAAAUUGAGCGAGAGCAUGACUUUGGACGGGCUGAGUCCUGCGCAUAGGAGUAGCCAAAUCAUGCUCUAUAAAGCUCAAAAUCCGGACGUGCGGAAAAAUACGGCGCCGUUCGACGAUUCGUCCGGUCACAAGGAUUUUACUAAAAAUAUUAUAAACGUGAAUAAGCAGAGGACAUUGCAACAGAACACUAAUAGUGCCAGUGCGGACGUGCUUACAGUUCUCGUUUAGAGGGCCAGUAAAAAAUUAGGUAAUUUUUUUUUUCUCGAAGACAUAAUGGUUGUAAUUCUAAUCCAAUGCAUUUUUGAGAGCAGUAUAAUGUAUAAUGGUCAAGAUCCCAUGUAUCCAGUGUGUCUGAUGAGUUAUGAAUUUUACAAUUUCCUACUUAUUGUAUUCGAAAGUAGUUUCAACAAGAAUCAGAAGUCAGAGAAAAUAAUUUUAAUCGCCAACUAUUUUCCGAAAAACUUAUCGGACUUCUAAUCCUUUGUUGGAUCAAAUAUGGAAACUUGCCCUAAAAUUAGGUAAUCCAAUUUUACUUUGGAUAUAAUAAUUAUUGAAUAGACAUUGAUGGGGUACAUGGGAUGUUUGCCUGAAGUUUGUGCAAUUUUUAGUUGUAAGAAAGAAUUUUUUAUGCUACUUAACUGUCAUAUAAAAGAAUGCAUUGGCAUGAUAACGUAUAAUAGAAACCCCAAAUUUUCAAGAUUUUGCUUUAGAUCUGAAACUACAAAGCAUCUUAUGCUCUGUAUUUGUAUAUAAAUUAUUAAGCAAAAUACUUGAAACUGUAUAAUAUUAUUUUGGAAAUGAAUAUGUAUAGGCAAGAAAAAUCUCAAAAUUUAUAUGCUGUUUUAUAAAUAAAUAAACUUUGUGGUUUAACUUAAAAACUGACCCUCUCCGGACCGUUAUGACGCAACGAAAAAACUAUACUUAUUUAUGAAGAGAAUGAUCUCGUGAUUAUGAUAUAACGAACACCCAGUGACUCGAAAAAAAAGUUUAUAGUGUGAUAUUAUUUAAUAUUUCAAAUUUUGUUUUUAUAUUAUUUGUUAAGAUUUUUUUUUAGAACCUUUUAUUUAAAUUAAUUAUUAAUUAGGUCUGUAACACAUAGGUAUAACUUGUAAAUAGGAUUUUUGUUUUUUUUUUGUAUUUAUUGUAUCAUUGUUCCUGAUUUUUAUACACUGAACUUUUUUAUUGUAUUUUUUAGUUUUACGUUUGUUUUAAACAUUUUGUGAAGCAGUCCCUGUAGCUUGAUAAUUUAUUUUUAUAGUUUGCACUUUUCCUUAGAAUUUUAAAUUUUUCUAAACAUGACAUAAUAAGUAUCCUUGUAAAUAGAUGUAAAUAGAUUACAGGGCGUUUUAUAUUUUAGACACCCUACAGUAUUCUGUAACACUGUUUAGUAUAUUCCUAAAUCGAACAUGUAAGUGUUUUUAAAAGUAAUCUCCUUUCUCCUUCAUUUUUUUUUCUAUUAGACAAUCAUUCCAUUUUUUUUAUAUGCAAUACAAUACUUUUGCACAUAACUUUUAGAAACACAUUAAAAUAUUGGUGAAAAAGAGUACUUAUGCCUAAAAUAAUAUGUUUUUAACAAUAGUGCCUUUUUGUGCCUAAAUACACUUUGUAAGACUUUUUUCAUUGUCAACGAACACAUUUUUUUAUUGGAGGUAUUAAAUAGAACUUAAGGAGCUUUAAGUAACUUGUAUAUUUUGUAAAAAAAAUAUUUUGCAUAAAAUGUUUUGAAGAGAUGCUUUGUAAUAAAAAAAAAAAGAAAUUAGAGCUUUUGUCAAUUAUAACAAUAAACGAUUAAUAAAAUAGUUGUGUUUUUUUCACUCCAAUAAGAAUUCCAUCCUAUUUCAAUAUAUAUGUACCUAAAGUCCGUCGAUUUUGAUCUGAUACUCCAAAGGAAUGUGAGCUGGUGGCUCCCUAAGUUAAAACGCCAAUGGUCACCUGACGUCACACCUAUUUUCGCCAUAUGCUUCAUCCCCUCGCUCCUCAUACGAAAAGAGUCAGAUUAAAAACAAUAGAUAAUAUGUACCUACAUGUUGGCCUUCUGCACUUUUUUCGAGAAAAAAAAAUCAUAUUAACAAGGAACACGGGUCUGAUCUUGAUCAGUAACAAACCGUACCGAUUUGAAAAAAAAAAAUGGACACAAUGUUGAUGGAGAAAGGGAGAAAG